This is a messenger RNA of Schistocerca cancellata (South American locust), 3001 nucleotides long. RefSeq names its product ankyrin-1. Gene Ontology annotation, molecular function: protein binding. The coding region runs from base 564 to 2603 and encodes 679 amino acids. NCBI's taxonomy places the organism in Eukaryota, Metazoa, Arthropoda, Insecta, Orthoptera, Acrididae. The transcript is spliced from 10 exons. The record is from RefSeq and is a predicted model, not a curated record. Gene Ontology annotation, biological process: intracellular signal transduction.
CAGUGGGAUGAAAACAUAUAGUGACAAAAGUGAAAUGAUUCGCCAUUGAAUCGAAAUAAAAGCACUGAAUAUUAGAGCUUAUUUAGUUAAUUUGAGAUUUGACCUGCCAAUGUAUUUAUACUACUGUCACAAAAUACAUCGUUGGUAUGUUGAGUAACGAAAGCGCUGCAAUUGACGGAAAGCACUGUAGUCGAGUUCCGAAGUGGAUAUGUUUUCAUUGGAAUUUUAAGGGGCAUACGUUAAUAACAGAAUAUGAUACGAUGCUUGCUGUGAUAAUAAGUAGUAAAAGUAAAUAAAGAAUUUAGAUCUUCAGUCAGUUUUGAAUGACGAAGAGCUGCCACUAUUAUUCACCUGACAAACAGGGAUUCGUCUGCUUAUUGUACAGUUAGUGACCUCUGUUACAAUAUCGAGAGUGGUGCUAAGGGAACCAAGAUACAAUGUGAUUACUUAAUGACGAGGAUAAAUUUUGUCCACUGUUUUAUAAACCGUAUGGGGCAAGAAGUGCACGGUGUGUUUGUGGCGCUGCCUCUUGCCAGCUGAGGGCUCACACAGCCACCCUAGGCAUGGGUGGUGCACUCAGCAAUUUCUUCCAAUCAGGCAGUGCCUUGCUGUCUGCAGGUAACCACCGAGGCAUCUCAGAACAGACACGUACCAAAGUGCGUGACAUCUUUGAUGCACUUCGUGCUAACCCUCGGAUUACUGUUCAGAGACUUGAAGGGCUGCUGUCACAAAUACCCAAGAAUGAAAACAUUUUAUUGGAGCACAACGAUGAAGGCUACAACCUACUGCAGAAGUGUGUGGGUCUCAAUAAUGUGGAAAUGGUACGCUGGAUUUUGUCACGAAAUACAGACGUCAACAGGGGAGCUUGCUCCUUACCAUUACAUAUAGCAUGCCUCAAGGGGUAUGAGGAAUGUGUUGAAAUUCUUCUCAAGCAUGGUGCUCGAAUUGACGUGGAGGCACGUAUGUGUUGGCCAGGACCUCACAAUCAAAACUGUGAAGAACGUGGAAAAUGCCGAGUGCCCAAUGAAAGUGUUGCUGAUAGAUCAAGUGACAAACUGCAGAGUGCAGUUUUUUAUGCGAUAGAUGGUGACCAAGCAGACAUCCUGGAAUUGCUGACCCAACAGUGUGAGGAUCACUGGUUGCCAUGGCAACAGCGUCGCCCACUAUUGCACAUUGCUUGUGAGCGUGGUGCCUGGAACUGUGUUAAGUAUCUUGUGUCAGAACGCUCGGAUGAAAUUAAUCAGUGCUAUGAUGAGUACUAUCCUAUACAUCAAGCAGCACUGCAUCACAUAAAAUUCCUCGAACUGCUCAUAAAUUGUGGCGCAGAGACUCGAGUGAGGACAGCAACGCAGCAGAUGACAGUCUUACAUAUUGUGUUCCUCAUUGGACGUAAAUCAGCAGAAGAUACCUUGCAAACAUGUAAGCUGCUGCUGGAUCAUGGAUUACGGGAGCUGAUUAAUGAGCCAGACUCCUUAGGCAACACUCCUUUACAUGGUCUGAUCGUGCGAUAUGCCCUUGAGGAGGCACGGUAUGGCUAUGACCAUGAUAAUCAGCCUUGGAACAAGUGGGAUGUAUUGCACUUGGUACGCUUCCUCCUGCAAAAUGGUGCACGGCCAUCUAUAAAUCACCCAGGGAACAGUGCACUGGCCUGCGUAUUGAGGCAUGUGCGUGACUGGGAGUUCCGCUAUGAGCUGCUAAAUAUGCUGUUGCAAGAGGGAGGAAAUCCAAAUGUCGUUGGCCGUGAUGGAUCUGUACCACUUAUGGUCUGCCUUGUUCCUCUCAUCAACAAAGAUCCACUCCAUCAUUUCACACACACUAUGAAGGUAUGCUACCUGAAUUGUGUACGGAUCCUCUGUAAGCAUGGUGCAAAUCCAAAUUGCACAUCUCGCAGCAAUUUAACACCAAUGCACGUGCUUGUAUUCACUGCCAGUGAGAGCAUAGCUUUGAACCGAGAAGAGGAGAAAGCACAAAACUUUGAAUUUAUUAGGAACUUGCUGGUUCUGCUUCUCCAGUAUGGGCUUGAUCCCAAUGUACAAUUCUCACAACGCACGCAACACAUCCUUCAGUCAUUGUCAGAUAUGGUUCAGAAUGCUCGAGGUCCGUCAGAUCUGAUGCAUGUGUAUAAUCUGACACUGACGUUGAUUCAGUAUGGGGCAGACCCAAAUGUGGUGGUGCCUGAUGCUGGUCAGAUCGGACGGACAGGUUGUCACACAGGCUCCGGGUCUGCGGGUGGUGCUGGCCGCCGACCGCAGAGGGUCGGCUGGGUGCUGCAGUGCUACGUCUCAGCCGUCUGCCGAAAGGAGGAGCUACUGUCUGAUCCACAACAACGAUUUGCACGAAUUAUUUGGUUGUACUACUUUUGUAUGGACCACACUACACUUUUCAGUUGUCUAAGGCAGCUCCACGCGCAAGCAGCUCUCGUACCACCACGUGGAGCAGCUCUCUGCCACUUAGUGCGAGAAUUGUGUGGGAAACCUCGUACACUCAAACAGAUUGCACGUGUGGCUGUUUAUACUGCACUCGGUCGCCGUCCUGGAACUCAUGUUAACAAGCUGCCACUGCCCGUCACACUUCGUGAAUACAUUCUCAACUUUGAGCCAUAAAUUGGUGUUCUUUGUAGCUCCUGGAAUUUUGUAGUCUGCUGUGAAUUCUGGUUUCUUCCAAGUAAAGUUAUGUAUGAUAUUGAAAUGGCUGUUUAAUUACAACAUUCUGUACUAAUAUAAUGAAACAAACAAUUAGUACAUAGUGAAGUGAUAUGUUUGAUGUACAAAUUCUGAAGACAUAUUUGUAAUAUUGUGCUGUUGGAAAUGAGAGUGUGUAUAGGCUACUGUGCUAAAAGCUUUGUGUGAGAGCAUUUUGUGCAACCAGUCAGUGACUGACUUUGUCUGCUCAACUCUCCAGGCAGUUGUUAGACAUGGGCAUAAAGGAAAGAGCAGUUUCAAAACAAUUAUUGGGUGACAUGGUUUACUUAGUGGUGCUCACUUGGUUUUUCCAUUCUAUU